Molecule: messenger RNA, 2251 nt
Organism: Sphaeramia orbicularis (orbiculate cardinalfish)
Lineage: Eukaryota; Metazoa; Chordata; Actinopteri; Kurtiformes; Apogonidae
Gene: hepacama
Product: hepatic and glial cell adhesion molecule a
Exons: 7
Coding region: 503-1816 (437 amino acids)
Source: RefSeq, a predicted model, not a curated record
GGGUUGAAGCGGGCUCCUCUUGAAACUGCUUUGGGCUGAGGUGCAGUCAUUCUUCUCAGGGGGAAUUCUUAAGAAAUAGCUUAGCUCAGUAUUGCAUUCAAGACUUUAAUGGUUUUGCUCAGAGUUUUAAAAAGACUGGGUGAAAAAAAAAAAGAAUCAAUAUAGUCAAAGGGAAGUUUCUGAAAUAACAUUCACAUUAAAAUAAAUAAUUGACUUACAAGACAAAUAUUUUCUUUGGUUUCCCGUUUGACUGAGAGAAUCUCAUCUACACUGUUUCACAGGAGUACACACACAUACACACAUACACACACAUAGUCAAACACACACAGUUGGCUGUUGUUGGAAGUGACUGGGGUGCUGUGAGGAGAGUGGGGCUCAGUGUGACUAGGCAGAGGCCAGUGUUGCAGGCAGGCAGUGGAGAGACUGUUGAGCCACAGAGACGUGCCCAGGGUGGAUAAACCAUGCUCACUAAGAGGGAGAAAUACUCUGCCCAGGACACAAGAUGAAGGUGGAGAGGAAGACCCCUUCCACAGGCAACAGUUUUACUGACAUUCCUCCACUGCUGACGCUCUUUGGCCUCCUCCUCUUACUCUUCACAGGUGAGGUGUCAGGGGUCAACGUGACGAGCCAGACGCAGGUGGUGAAGGGCACGGUGGGCAGAGAGGCCCUGUUGUCAGUCACCUACUCCAGCAGCAGCUCCGACAAGCCUGUCAUUAAGUGGCAACUAAAGAGGGACAGAGAGAAACCUAUCACCGUGGUGCAGUCAAUAGGCACUGACAUCAUCGGGAACCUGAGGCCAGAGUACCGCAACCGUAUCCUGGUGUUUGAGAACGGAUCGCUGCUGCUUCACAACCUGCAGCUGUCAGACGAAGGGGCGUAUGAAGUGGAGAUCUCCAUCACAGAUGACACCUUCACUGGAGAGCGCUACAUUGAGCUCACUGUGGAUGUUCCAGUAUCCAGACCUUAUAUCCAGAUGAUGGCCUCUUCUGUGCUGGAGUACAGCGAGCACUUUAACCUGCACUGUUCCCAUGAUAAUGGCACCAAGCCCAUCUAUGGGUGGCUGAAAGGAGGCAAACUGCUGGUUAAUGACUCACGAAUGCUGCUUUCACAUGACCAAAAGGUGCUCACCAUCUCACGCGUUCUGAUGUCAGAUGAUGAUGUCUACACCUGCACAGUGGAAAACCCCAUCAGCAGCAUGAAGAGCAUUCCAGUCCGGCUCACUGUCUACAGAAGGAGCUCACUAUACAUCAUCCUGUCCACCGGGGGCAUAUUCCUCUUAAUCACCUUGGUGACAGUGUGUGCCUGUUGGAAACCGUCCAAAAAAAAACACCGACCAGUCCCCCAAAGAGCUCCCAUCUACAUGGAGCAGAGUGAAAAUGGCCAUGAUGUUGAUGUUGUACCUAAACCAACCACACUUGGCCGGAGGAGUCCGAUGCCUCUUUAUGUUCUCAAUGAAGAUGAGACUCUUGAGCGUCUGGAAGAAUGUUCUGUUGCCAGCCAAUCAGAUAUGGGUGUCCCUGCUACCUAUGCUCCGGUCCUCCCUCCCUCCUCCAACAGAACUGAGCGGCCCAUCUGGUCUGCCCCUCGCAGGUACCCCCGUAGCCCCUCUCCCCUGGCACAACCCAUCCCACAACCCCCUCCAGGAACUUCCCUGCGCCCUGUCCGCUCCCCUGCCCACUCCCCUGGGUCAUCUCCACGCAGUUUUAGCCCAAUAAGAAAGGUCCGGCCUCCAGUGGGGAUCCCAACCAGCCACCUGCCCGUAGAAACAGAGUGUCCAGGUCCCAGCGAUCAGACCCACUGUCCACCUCAACAGUGACAAGUGCUGGAAAUGUCCAGUAAAAUUUGUACAUAGUAUGUUGGUCUUUUCUGUCAUAUAGAAAUGGAUUUUAUGCACAAUGAUAGAAGAUAUUUGAUUUGACUUUGCAAAUCAAGAUGAGUCCACUUUAACUUGUUGUCAUUUUACUCCAUUAUCCUUCAACUUUUUCCUCUAUGGCUAUGCACAGUGUAUCUGUAGUCUUUAAAUAAAAUAUUCACCCGGUCCACCAGCUAGUCCACCAGCUGCGACAAGGAGAAAUUUCCACCCGUGAUAUGUAUUUUUUCUUUUUGAAUUUUCUGUAAACAUCUGUAUAUAUGUAAGUUAAAAUGUCAAGAAGUUGCAGUUGCAGUUUUGGUUUCCUUUUGAACAAGUACACCUCACACAUUGUUCAUUAGGUCAGUGCAUAACCUACAGAAAUAAAGAAAUAAUAGUUUG